Messenger RNA from Fonsecaea pedrosoi CBS 271.37, 4713 nucleotides. RefSeq lists its product as uncharacterized. Gene Ontology annotation, cellular component: glutamate-cysteine ligase complex. The record is from RefSeq and is a predicted model, not a curated record. NCBI's taxonomy places the organism in Eukaryota, Fungi, Ascomycota, Eurotiomycetes, Chaetothyriales, Herpotrichiellaceae. The transcript is spliced from 9 exons. Bases 1 to 4713 code for a protein of 1570 amino acids. Gene Ontology annotation, biological process: DNA-templated transcription; glutathione biosynthetic process. Gene Ontology annotation, molecular function: zinc ion binding; DNA binding; glutamate-cysteine ligase activity.
AUGCGACAUCGAAUCAACAAGGAGUGCCGUCUCUGUCGGCGCCAGUUUUCAAAGGCAGAACAUCUCCAUCGCCACAUGCGCAGUCAUACGGGGGAGAAACCCUUUCGAUGCCUGCACUGCCAGAAACACUAUGGGAGGAGGGAUGUCCUACGGCGACACAUACGAGAUCAUCACGGCGAGGCGGGACAAUCCUUGGAUGACGCCGGCGGAGUCGAGGUAUAUGAACGCAAUGAGGGCAAUCUUCUUGCAGGCCACGCACAAAGCCUUCGCUCUCCUAGACGAAAUCUGGGGACAAGCCUCAAUCCUCCUAUCUCGUCCACCUUACAGAGAUCGAACAAUGUCGUCGACGGUGCCAACUCCAUCGACGAUCUUCCCCCUUUAGCGGGUCUCGCGUUCGAGGAAAUUUUCGACUCGAUGACCGACCCGGUAACAUCUGCUGCUCUCAUAGACGACGUGAUGGACGCUGCUGUCUAUCCUCACCACACAUCACAGGCCAUACCUGAACAGGCCUACGAGGAAGCAAUCGAGAGUUUCGGUGUGACGGAUGUGAUCCCAAUACCUAGAGUUAAUGAGGCCAACGACAUAGAUGCGUAUGUCCACUCCUCAGACAGCAAUAUCGGACAGUUGACCACUACUGAGUUUCUCGACGGGACAGGUAACCAGCAUCUCCAUGACUACCUAUCCCCGACCACCUCUUUUGCCCUCACUUUUACAGACACAAGCCUUCAUGGACCCGAGUUGGGCGAGCAAUUGGAAUGGACUUCGCAGGAGACGGUCCAAGAACAACUGGAGUCGAUUGAGGCUAAUUCGACACAGCACUAUCCUGGGGACAAGCGAUAUCAAGUUGAAAUUCCAGAAUCUGCGUCGACUUCAGGAAUCAAUGGCAGGUCGUGGUUGAAUUUACCCUCUUCCCGACUGCCGAAGCAUAUCUCUCCGCGUGAAUCUGUUUGGCCAUCCAAAGUGAUGGGGGGAGGACAUCAACAGACCUCGCGCAAUUGGUGGGAAUUUGUCAUCUGCUGCUGUGAAGCCAAUAUCUUCUGCCAUCAAAGUGUUCAUACUGCCACAGAGUCGACAGAGAGCCCGACAUUCGGCUCGCACGCAUUUGGCUUCAAUGAGGAGUGCCGUUCACAACUCAUGCAAGCUUUCUGUCUUUCGCAAUCGAGCCGUCGGCCUGACGUGGCGGAUACCCUUCCAUCACAACCACCAUGGUCUCGUGGAGGCCGUCCAUCCAGCUUGGAAGCACAGUUUCCAUCCCUGGAAGCUCUGUCCGCAUCCCUCGGCCUCUACUUUCGUCACUUUCACCCGCUCAUGCCUUUUAUCCACCGUGUGACUUUUCACGCCCCCACGGCAAACCUUUCGGUCCUCUUCGCCAUGUGUCUGAUCGGCCUCAUGUUCCUAGACGAGGCACGAGCGAAAAGAUAUAUCGGAACGAUACUCCCUACCGCGAUUCAAACAUGCAGGAGAGACUUGGACCGACACGCUCAUCAGACGCCCUUCUCGGCCGAGGUGCUGGCCUCGCUGGCGUCCGCCAUGCUGCUCCUCUGCAUAUGUCACAUGGCCAACUUUUACGACGAGACGUCUCGGUUGAUGUACAUCGAGGCCAUGUCACUGUCGCAGCGCCGACAUCUCUUCCCGAUGGACGACGGCAACGAGGCCCUCAGAGGCUCACUGAACGGGGCGAGUCAGCGGGAAAAGUGGAAAGCGUGGGCCCGUGUCGAAAGCACCAAGCGGCUCUGCGUGUGCCUCUUAAUGGGCGACGCCAUGUUCUCCCACAAGUACGAGGUCAAGCCUAUGCUCCGCUUCGAACUGCUCGAGUACAUUGUCCCGAGCGACCUCGCGACCUUUGAGGCUCCAAACCAGGCCGUAUGGUGGAGGCUCUUGCUCCAGUCGCCGUCGGGGAGGAUGGUCACGCUGCACACGUUGAGUCUUCCGCGGUCAAUCGGCGACUACGAAAUGCACGGGCUGUUGGCAAUCUGUUGGGCUCAAGUCUUGAAAGGACAACAGCACCGCCCAGGCGGUGCUGUCGACUCGGACUGCGCUCGGGCAGGCAGGCAUUACAGGCCGCUUGACGACCAUUCUCGCACCCAGCGAACAGCCGCCGUGCUCUCGGGCCUGUACGAUGCAUACAAAGACGCAUUCGCAUCCCUCAACCCCAACUGUCUGGUGUCCUGGCACAACACGUGCAUGAGCCUGGCGGCAGAUCCGCUCCUCUUCCAAGACGCCGCCGGGAGGAACGGUGCCGCGCGGGCACGGAUAGCCCGCAACGCCGUGGCUCAAUGGUGCAAAACCCCAACCGCCCGACGAGCAUGCCUCCACGCCGCGCAGACGUUCCGCAUCAUGAGCCAGCGAAAGAUCUCCGAAGGCAUGAUGUUCCAGUCGGAGACGGCGCUGUUCGAGUCCGCCCUCGUCCUGGGUCUGUACCUGUACUUGAGACCCGCCGUGCCUGAGGUGUCGGCGUGGACAUCUUGGGUCGUCUCUGGAGGAGGGUGUGAAGAAGAAGAAUACGAACUAUUGGACGAUGUGGAUUGGACACGGAUCGGAGUGCUGGGCCUGAGCAAUUCGGUGGAAUAUCUGGGCGACGACGUUCCACGUUCAUCAGAUUCAGACUCCCCAAGCCGACGUUUCAUACGGGACGGCGACCGCACGCGCCUUUCCUUUGACGGCGUCCCAUGCGCCCCCGGCUUCGCAUCUGCUCAGGGCAUCUUCCUCGCCUUUUCCACCCUGUUGAGCCAGGUCGCGCCGUGGAACGCUGGGAGGAUCGAUGACAAUGACAGGGAUUCCCACUGGACCGAAGUCAUGUCCAUGUCUGAGCACAUUAGACGCCGUGCUAUGCAGCAAUUGGUAGAUGUUUUUGAGGAAUACAAAGAUAUAGAUGGGUACCCUCCAUUGUGGGGGGACGAGAUUGAGUACCAACUCGUGGCAUAUGAUGAUUCAAAUAAGCGGGUAAAUCUGCUCCUCAAACAGGAAUAUGUGCUCAACAGUCUGGAGAGAGUACACACGCGCGCUAAUAACACCAGUCCAGCUGCAAGGACUCCCAGCGGUCAAGUAGUCACCCCGGAAUUCCAGCCAGAAUUUGGAAGCUUCAUGGUCGAGGCUACACCGGGAAAGCCUUAUGAUAGCAGCGGGAUCGAGAGCUUGCUAAGUGUAGAAGAAAACAUGCGAAAGCGGAGACGAAUGAUACAAGCAUGCCUUGGUCCAGGAGAAGCAGUCGUCACCAUGCCAGGGUUCCCACGCCUGGGUGCUCCAGGGCUCUACACGGAACCUGCCCUGCCCACUCACGGACUCUUGCUGCAAUCACAGUUCCUUCCGGAUGGAUUGAUCAGCACACAUGACCGUUAUGGUACAAUUCACGAUAACAUGUCGGCGCGCCGUGCAGGGCGUCCAUGCAGGGUCAAGAUACCAAUCUACCGGGACAAGAACACGCCCUGGCCGUGGAGGGAGUCACUUCAAUUUCCUCACCGGAACAAUGCUCAAGAGGACGAUGCAAGGCAGAGUCACGACAAUUCAGCCGAGAACUUUAUAUAUGGCGAUAGCAUGGCAUUCGGGCCGAGCUUCUGCGGGCUCCAGGUCACGAUGCAAGCGCGAAACCUCCGAGAAGCACGUUACCUGCACGAUCAGUUAUGUCCGCUGGGCCCCAUCCUCAUGGCAUUGUCAGCGGCGUCGCCCUUCUUUCGUGGAUUUCUCACGAAUACAGACGUUCGAUGGAAUCAGGCGGCUUCGGCGGUGGAUGAUAGAACGACGAAUGAGCUUCAUUCAAAUACUAUCAAGCCCGCUGGCUUGCAUGCACGCUGGUCAUCGACGGCAAUGUACAUCUCUGACGACUCGCAACUUCAGCCGGUCUACAACUCACCUGAGAUUGAAGCUGACCCAGCAAUCAUGCGAUACCUCGAGCAUAACAGCAGCAUGGAUUCCCUGCUGGCUUCGCACUACGCCAACAUCCUUACUCGCGAUCCUAUCGCCUUGACAAAGAACGAGCUCCGAUCCUAUGAAAGCCUCGAUCUCUUUGAGAUUCUCCACUCUGCAGUCUGGCCGCAUGUCGACUUCAAACUGCCCUCUAAAGACGGUGCGGCAGGAUGGCGGGUUGAAUUUCGACCCCUGGAAGUCCAAUUGACCGAUUUCGAAAACGCGGCGUUCGCGGUGUUUGUUACCUUAGUCGCCCGCACUAUUUUGCACUACGGCCUCAACUUCUACGUCCCCAUAGAUAAGGUCGCAGAGAACAUGGAGAGAGCACACACGCGAAAUGCGGUCCGCGAGCAGAAAUUCUUCUUCCGUCUGAAGGUGUGGCGGGCGAUAUUAGAUGAAGAAGCGCCGGGAUCAGAGAAUCCAGACCAGGAAUAUACACUUAUGACCAUGACAGAGAUCAUGAAUGGAUCUGUGAGCUUGCAAAACUCAAAGGGUCACUCGUUCCCGGGCCUUGUCCCGCUCGUGCAGUCCUACAUUCUAGAGGUCUUUGGGAGUGUCGCCGGUGAUGAUAGACGGACGAUAGACAAGUACCUGGACAUCAUUCGAAAAAGGGCCACGGGGGAAAUGCUCACACCGGCGAGCUGGAUGCGACAGUUUGUGCAAGGGCAUCAGGACUAUCACCACGAUAGCUUCGUCUCGGAGCCUGUCUGCUAUGAUUUGAUGAAAGUCGUCAAGGCUUUGGGAGAUGGGAGGAUUGAUCCUGCAGAGCUGUUUCUUUGUGGAUAUGGGACGAAGAAGGACCAUGUCUAA